AUGGACUUUUCCCCUAGUUAUCAUUCAAGAGAAGAUUCUGACAACGAUUAUUUACCAGCUAGUGAUUCUGACUCUGAUACACGUUCUCCAAAACGCCUUCGCAUAGACACACUUGAACGUGAAAUAAAUAUGAGGGUUGGUCAAACUGGAAAUGGAAUAGGAGGAGAAAGUACAACAAAUGGAAGAUCUUCAACUAAUACUAACGGCAAUGUGCAAUCUUCAACUAAUGGUCAAUUUUCGACUAAUAAUGGUCUGCAAGGAACUCGAAGACGUGAGAUCGUCAGGCUAAUGGUGCAAGCAAUGCAAGAUAUGGGUUAUAAUCAAGCCGCCACAACCUUAGAAAAUGAGUCUGGUUUCCCACUUGAAAGUAAAGAUGUUGCAAGAUUUAAAGAUGGUGUUUUAAAUGGUGACUGGGCUUUAGUAGAAAGUCUUCUUCCAAUUUUAGAAUUGGAUAAUAAACAAAAAUUUUUUGAAUUAUUAGAAUCUAGUCAGUUAAAAAAAGCUCUGCACGUAUUAAGAACUGAACUUACACCACUUGAUUUUAAUUUGGACAGGGUUCAUGUUUUAUCUAGUUACAUUAUGUAUUCAAAUGCUGAAGAUUUAAGAUUUCAUUCUGAAUGGGAUGGUGCUAAAGGAACAUCGCGUCAAAAAUUAUUGCUAGAACUUCAAAGAUACAUUUCACCCUCAAUUAUGGUUCCUGAACAUCGUUUAGAAACAUUAUUAGAACAAUCCAUAACUCUACAACCUUCAGCUUCAAGGGAUAAAACUGCUAUCAUAUGGAGUCUUGAGACUUUGGAUGUUGUUCAUAUUCUAAGAGAACAUACAGAUUGUGUUUCAUUUUUAUCUUGGUCUCCAGAUGAUUCAAAUUUAUUAACAUGUGGACAAGACAACAAAUUGAAACUUUGGAAUGUUGAGUCAGGUGAAUGUCUUAAAACAAUGCACAACCAUGUUGAUCCUGUAACUACAUGUGCAUGGUUACCAGAUGGUAAAAGUUUUAUAUCUGGUAGCCAAGAUAAAAAUACUUAUUUAUGGUUUUGUAUGGAUGGAGUGGAGUUAGGAUAA
Entrophospora sp. SA101 is the source of this 1062-nucleotide messenger RNA. The record is from the annotation of a GenBank genome assembly. Lineage: Eukaryota; Fungi; Glomeromycota; Glomeromycetes; Entrophosporales; Entrophosporaceae.